CUCAGACCUGCCGGAGGGUGCCAUGGCCGUCCCGUGCGCCUUGAUCACCAGCUGCGCGGCGGAGUUCCCCGGCGAGGAGCUGGUGAAACGUAUCAUUGGGGCAGAAGAGCUUCCUGCAGAUGUUUCUUCAGGUGGGGGAGCCCGGUUUUACCCCUGGACGAUAGACAAUAAAUACUACUCCGCUGCCAUCCAUCUGUGCGUUGUGCCCAAUAAGUUUCUUGUGACAGGUGAAAUUGCAGAGUCUGUGCAAGCCUUCUUGGUUUAUUUUGACAGCACAACCGUAUCGGGGCUGGACGGUGUCUCUACGUGGCUUCCCCUCGUGGAAGAGUGGCUGCCAGAAGUGAUGAUCUUGGUCUGCGAUAGAGUCUCUGACACUGGGGUCAGCCGGCAGAAGGCGCAAGAGUGGUGCAUCAAGCACGGCUUUGAGUUGGUGGAGCUCAGCCCGGAGGAGAUGCCAGACGAGGAAGAUGACUUUCCAGAAUCCACUGGAGUGAAGCGGAUUGUCCAGGCCUUGAAUGCCAACGUCUGGUCAAAUGUGGUGAUGAAAAAUGAUAUGAAUCAGGGCUUUGGAUUUCUCACUGCUUUAGCAGGCGCGACUCACAGCAUCGCAUCAGGGAAGAGCGAAGCCCCUGAACCCAAUCCUUCGCCAGGGGAGAGCGCAGAGUCCUCAGUGGACACAGGCAGAGAUGCAACAGAUGCAAAUGGUUGGCAGGUGGACACCGUUGCUGAUCCCCUCCUGGACCUGGACAUUCAAGAGCUUGCCAGCCUCACCACGGGAGAGGGUGAUCUGGAGAACUUUGAGCGCCUCUUCUCCAAGCUGAAGGAAAUGAAAGAAAAAGCAGCCACCUUGCCUCGGGAGCAGAGAAAGCUGCAUGCGGAGAAGGUUGCCAAAGCGUUCUGGAUGGCCAUUGGAGGAGACAGAGAUGAGAUCGAAGGCCUGUCUUCUGAUGAGGACAACUGAGGUCCUUUGGUGGCCAUGUUGCGGAGCAGACAGGG
Messenger RNA from Euleptes europaea (tarantolino), 996 nucleotides. It is a transcript of the gene AAGAB, whose product is annotated as alpha and gamma adaptin binding protein. The coding region runs from base 23 to 961 and encodes 312 amino acids. The transcript has 10 exons. Lineage: Eukaryota; Metazoa; Chordata; Lepidosauria; Squamata; Sphaerodactylidae. The record is from RefSeq and is a predicted model, not a curated record.